CGGAGACAAGGGGGCACAGGGUGUGCGGAAGCACCCCCUUGCUCCCGGAAAUUCCACCAACGACCUCCACCAAGGAUCUCAUUCCUUCCUCCUCCCGAUCGUUCCCUCUCCUCCGAUCUCGACACCAGAGCUCCCAUCGAACCCUACCUCCGUUGCAAACUUCAAUGAGAUGGAGGUGGACGGCGACAAUAGAGAUGUGGCCGACGAGUAGGAUGGCCGAGACGGUGGGGGAGAAGAGGAAGUGAAUAUCAAAUUGGAGGUUUGUAAGUGUGGUAAGACGUUCCAAGCCUCCAACUACAUUCCGUACCUGGAUAAUUGUAAGGCCAUCAAGAAGCUCAAGUCACGACAACUAAUGGAGCACCGAGAGCAACAUUGCCCCAAGCCUAGCCUCAGGUGUCUUGUGUCGCUACCGUGGAGGUACAAUGUGUCGGUUCCAUGGCCCAAGAGCAGAGACAUGGUGAGAUUGAUUCUUGGUUUCUCGUUGCUUCCGAUUCCCGUGUUGACUCAUACUGAUCUGUAAAGGAGGAACGUGCUACCACUUUGAGAAGAAUAUGGUAUGAUAAGUUAGCAUCUGUCGAGUAUGAUUAUCUCAGAUCACAUCCAUGGAACUUUGAUAAGUGUGAAAAUAGAAGGGAAAAUGACGAAAGUAUUCUGCUUGUUAUCAGAUGAUAUUUUGGUUGCUUUGGAGCUUUGCCUGUCAUUCAUUUGGUCUUCCUAAAUUCUCUAUUUUGCAGUCAACAGAUUUGGUAUGAUAAUGUUCCUCACACCAAACUCGUUGAAUAUAAGAAAGACCAAAACUGAGUACGGAGGUGAUUACUUGGUUUUCCUUCUUAGGGAACUCAAUUUAAAGAUGGUGUUUCUAAAUACAUUGAGUUCAUCGAGCAAAAUCUUCUAGCCAUCAAUGGGGGAGGGCACACAAGGGGUCCUUGAUGUUGGUUGUGGUGUUGCAAGCUUUGGUGGAUAUUUAAGGGAUAGGAUCCGAUACAAUUUGCAUUAGAGUGUGGUAUUCCAGCCUUUUUAGCGGUGGGAAGCCACUAGAGCUCAAUAGGAUUCUUAGACCUGGAGGUUUCUUUGUUUGGUCUCCAACACAUGUUUACCGCUACUGAGAGGGACCAAAGCAUCUGGAAGUGUAGUGACAUUUGUCAAUUUCUUUAAAUUUCAUGAUCUCCUUUGGCAUCAGCAAGACUACGUGGCUUUCGGAAGCUACACUAUCUUAAAUUUUUAACUAGCACCCUUUUAAAUUUUUGUCUGGAUCCGCUACUGGACUAUGGGUAUAGGUUUGAUAGUAAAGUGGAAUGAGAAUGAGAAUGGAAUGAAACCCACAUAGUUAUAUGAGUUUUGUUGAUUCCCAAAAAUCUAGAAAUUAUUCCCAAAUUGUUAUUCUCAAACCCACAAACCAAACACUAUCUUUUACUAUCAUUCUAUUCCCUCAUUCCCAAACCCAUCAACCAAACACCCCUUAGCUUAACUUAAUUCAUUUAUCUUAUCAAAUAAGCUUAAACAACACAAACAUUGACUCUCAUUUGCAACCCUACACCUAGGAAAAUACAAAGAGGAGAAAGCUUGAUAACCUUUCUUCGUAAGGAGGCGAUGGCGAAGCUUUCCCAAAACUAACCUUCUAAGUUUAGGAGAAAAGGAUCCAUUGCCUCUCAUAUUUGGAGAAGGAAUAGGAGGGAAAAUUCCUAGGAGUAGCCAGCGUCGGAACUUCCAAACCAAGGAUGAUGAAAUAGAAAUCUCCAUAUCUAAAGGAAAGUAGUCGAUUUCUUUCGAAUAGAGAGAAAGAAGAGAAGAUAGAAAGAUCAAUUCCUUUUCAAGUUGAGAUGAUUUAAAAUACACCUACUUUUAGUCACUUCAAAAACAUCUAUAACAAAUUACUUUACAGGCAAGGCAUAGUGAGGGUGGUAAACAAAGGUCUUGUCACUUGAGCAUCAAGAAGGAUGGAUGGUGAUAAAAAAGAAGAGGUAAUGGUGCUGGUUUAGUAGGAGCAAACAGUGAUGAUAUGCCACCAAACAUUAUUGUGCAACAGCUGGUGCAUUUAAUUCCUCAUUGAUACUCAACAAAUAUUUUGAUUUGCCAAAUGAUUCUUCCAUAUCAACUUGCACAGAUCAAGAUCCAUGCUGGAAUAUAUUCUCCUUAAUACAAGCUAGAUAUUAUUUUUUAUAGAUACUCCAGUUACUGAUAAACACAGAACUGAAAAUGGGCCAACAGAUAUGAAAAUUUAGCUUCACUUGAAACAAACAACUCACUGUAGUCUUCAGUUUAACUCCUUUGUCCUAUUAUCAGAAAGCCAAGAACAUAUUCCUCUUUGCGGGAUGAGUGGGAAGAACUGGUUACUUCUUACAGAUCAAUGAUUAUUUUCAGCCAAACAAUUGUAUGUCAAUGUCAGAUGGAACAAGGUUCCUUCAUAUCAAUCUUAUUCUCAGAAUCACAGUCAUGAUUUGCCACUCUCUUGAUGAGCUUUUUAUUGUUAAAAUUUGAUCACCAGUAAGGUAAGUUUUUAAGGCAUGUUGGUAUUGAUUUCUUACAGAUAGAUAGUAUAAAGAAAUAUAUAAAAUGGCACGCUAUGUUUUAGUCAUAAACGUUGGUUCGAGGAACAAAAUUUAGGAUUUGAGUAGGUAUCUUCGUUUAGUUAUAAUAUUUAGUAAGAAUAACUACAUGUUCAUAUUCAUGUUUGGUAGCAAAGUAGUAUUCAGAUGAUUAUAGUAUUUGGACUAAGAUGGUAGAAUAAGAUAUUGAGAUUUUGUUAGCUACCACUUCCACUAAACACAAAACCAAAAGCUCAUAGGACUCUGACCAUUGAACAGUGACACCCAUUAUCAUCCAAGAAUUGUCAACCCACAAAGCCUCUCACUCCCAGCAUGGAGAACCACAUCACACCAACAAAAAGCUCCACCACUUCUCUCUUCCUCUCUUCUUCUCAUCCCACCAGAUCAACAAACUAUUAUAAAUAACUCCCUCCACCUUGCCUCGAGGUGAGCAUCCCCACAAAUCCUUGCCCUGCUGAGGCAGAGAGCUAGGAAUUGUUCAUCUUGGCAGCGUGUGAAGAAAGAGAUUAUGAACAUUCAAACAGGGCAGGGAUCCAGAAAGGACUCCAUGCAUGCUCAACAAGUCUCUGUUGAUUGGAGGGGCAAACCUUGCAUGCCAAAUAAGCAUGGCGGCAUGAGAGCUGUCAUCUUUGUUUUAGGGUUUCAAGCACUGGAGAUCAUGGCGAUUGCUGCAGUUGGGAACAACCUCAUAACCUAUGUCUUCAAUGAGAUGCAUUUCUCCUUGUCGAAAUCAGCAAACUUAGUGACCAAUUUUGUAGGGACUAUCUUUCUCCUGUCCCUGCUUGGCGGUUUCCUCUCAGAUUCCUAUCUGGGGAGCUUCUGGACCAUGCUAAUAUUUGGAUUUGUAGAGCUGUCUGGAUACUUAUUGCUGUCAGUGCAAGCUCAUCUGCCACAGUUGAGGCCACCCCCAUGCAACAUGAUGUCCCCAGAGGAGCACUGCAUGGAGGCAGAGGGGUUUAAGGCCACUGUCUUCUUUGUGGCUCUCUACUUGGUGGCCUUAGGAAGUGGGUGCCUGAAACCCAACAUGAUAUCACAUGGAGCUGACCAGUUCAGGAAUGAUGACCCUGCUCAGUGCAAGAAACUCUCCACUUACUUCAACAUUGCCUACUUCAGCUUCUGUGUAGGGGAGCUCAUUGCCCUCACUGUUCUCAUUUGGGUCCAGACGAGGUCAGGGAUGGAUGUCGGGUUCGGUGUGUCGGCAGGUGCCAUGGCCAUGGGGCUUGCCAUCAUGGUCUCCGGCGCCUUCUUCUACAGGAACAAACACCCACAAGGCAGCAUUUUCACACCAAUAGCAAGGGUCUUUGUAGCUGCAUUCAGCAAGAGAAAGCAAAUUUGCCCUUCAAGCUCUGACAUUCUUCACAGAAGCCACAUCAAUGAAUCCAACAAUCCACCAUUUGCCAAUAAGUUUAGGUUCUUGGACAAAGCCUGUGUCAGAGUUGAAGAUGGCUCUAACAUGAAGGAGAGCCCAUGGAGACUGUGCACAGUUUCAGAAGUAGAGCAAGUUAAGAUCAUCAUCUCGGUGAUUCCAAUUUUCGGGUGUACCAUCAUCUUCAACACCAUCUUAGCGCAGCUGCAGACCUUCUCGGUCCAACAAGGAAAUGCCAUGGACACCAAGCUCACCGACUCAUUCCAUGUCCCCCCUGCAUCCCUCCAAGCCAUCCCCUACAUCAUGCUCACUGUACUAGUGCCCAUUUACGAAACGUGCUUCGUUCCACUCACUCGAAAGUUCACCCGAACCGACUCCGGGAUCACUCCCCUGCAGCGCAUUGGUGUCGGGCUAUUCACUGUGACAUUCUCCAUGGUUGCUGCGGCCAUGAUCGAGAGGAAGAGGAGGGAGACAUACAUGGAGUCCAACAAGCUACUCUCCCUCUUUUGGAUUGCACCGCAGUUCCUAAUAUUCGGGCUCUCAGAGAUGUUCACCGCGGUGGGGCUCAUCGAGUUCUUCUACAAGCAAUCCCGGGCUGGCAUGCAGGCCUUCUUGACAGCCAUGACCUACUGCUCCUACUCAUUUGGGUUCUACUUGAGCUCCCUGCUCGUCUCACUCGUGAACAAGAUCACUUCAGGCUCAUCCAAAGACGGUUGGCUAAGUGACAACGACCUUAACAACGAUAGGCUGGACCUCUUCUAUUGGCUCCUUGCUGCCCUCAGCCUCAUCAACUUCUUCAUCUACUUACUCUGCUCCAAUUGGUAUUCCAGUAGCCUAUCUCCAUCUACUAAUGCCGGUGAAGACGACCACAUCAGUUCCUCUAAGCAUGUUCAAGCUGAGGAUAUUCUGUAAAGGGCCAUCAUCCCUCCGCACAUUUUUUUUCUUUUAACUUAACUCACCAUCCUGCAUUAUUUAUUAUAAGAAAAAAGCAGAAUUGAAAGCA
Zingiber officinale is the source of this 4915-nucleotide messenger RNA. Its product is annotated as protein NRT1/ PTR FAMILY 4.4-like. The coding region runs from base 3055 to 4824 and encodes 589 amino acids. Gene Ontology annotation, cellular component: membrane. The record is from RefSeq and is a predicted model, not a curated record. Gene Ontology annotation, molecular function: transmembrane transporter activity. Gene Ontology annotation, biological process: transmembrane transport. The transcript is spliced from 8 exons. NCBI's taxonomy places the organism in Eukaryota, Viridiplantae, Streptophyta, Magnoliopsida, Zingiberales, Zingiberaceae.